Cicer arietinum (chickpea) is the source of this 2979-nucleotide messenger RNA. RefSeq lists its product as uncharacterized. Lineage: Eukaryota; Viridiplantae; Streptophyta; Magnoliopsida; Fabales; Fabaceae. Gene Ontology annotation, molecular function: GTPase activity; GTP binding. The record is from RefSeq and is a predicted model, not a curated record.
UAAUACAUAUUUUUUUUGACGAAAUAAUAUAAUACAAUUAUUAUUAUUAUUUAAUUUUCUUCGCAAUCCCGAAAGGUCGAAGACGAAUUUAUAUGACAAGGUUUGGGUAGAUGACGAGUUAGAAGAAGCAAUUAGGUUUUGCAAUUCCCCUCGUUCGUGUUAAAGACCAACAUUGAAGCGACUGCUUCAUUCACAUGCGGCUCUGUUAACUGCUUAUACCAUACUCAUUCUAUACAGCACAUUGUGCUGCGAAAACCAUGCCUCGUAAAGUAAACUAUGAAAUUGAUUACUACGCCGAUGACUAUGAGGAAUAUGACGACUAUGAUUAUGAUUUUGAAACUGAAAACUACGGAGCAGGAAAAGGACCUGAUACAAAGCAAGAGACCAUCAGGCCUGGAAUUUGGCAAUGCUCCAUUUGCACCUACGACAACGAUGAGAGUAUGACUUCGUGUGAUAUCUGCGGCGUUAUACGUCAUCCCUUGGUUAACAAGGGUACUUCCAACAGUAACAAAACAGUUGAAGAUAUAAGCAAAAAUCCUGGAGCAUCCCAGUUGGCCAGGUCUCUUUUCCAAUCAUUACCACAACAGAUUCCGAAAGAGGUUGUAUUAUUUCCAAUGCAGGAUGUUGGUUUUUGGACAGAUGGCAGUAACAUCUACAAGCUUGAGAAUGUACAAGGAGAAUUUCAUGAAAUUCAUAAAGCUUUUAAUACUCAAAGCCAUCCCUCUUUAAAUAUAGACCCUUUCAAGUUUGACGUUCCAUCCCCAGAUGAUGUGGUUUAUACUGGCCUACAUUCUUCAAAAAUGGGUUUGAAAGACAAAGUUAAAAACUCUAAAGAUUCGCGGCUUUCAUCGAGCAGCAGAGACAAGAAUGAACUUGCCGUAGAAUCCAAUGCUGAAAGUUCAGACAACGUAUCAUCCUUAAUGCAAAAGAACAAGCAGGGUAGUGCAGCCAAGAACAAGCUUUCCAAAAAUGUAGACAUUGAUUUGGAAAUAAUUGGCAAAACUUUAAACAACUUGUCAGCAUCUUUGCCAAAGGAUAAAGGGGACAAUGCGAAUAAAAUAAAUUCUUCAAAGAAUGGUACAAAUGGUAUUCAAUCAAGCAAAGAAAAGUCCGGUACUUUGUCUGCACUGCCAAAAGUCGAAGAAAGUGAUAAGCUUAUUUUGUCUUCUAUGAAAGAUAGAAAGUCUGAAAGUGGUUCCAGCAGUUUUAACCACAUGGUUCUUGAUAUAAGUUCUGGAAAUUCUGAUAAUACUAAUGCUAAGGGACCUCAUCAACAAGUUUCUUACAAGCCAGAAAAGUGGAUGAUCCCUCAACAUUCUGAAGAGACAUUGACUCAGUUGAAUCUUGCUAUUGUUGGUCAUGUUGAUUCUGGAAAAUCAACCUUAUCCGGUAGGCUAUUACACUUAUUGGGACGAAUUUCCAAGAAAGAAAUGCACAAAUAUGAAAAGGAGGCCAAGUUACAGGGCAAGGGAUCCUUCGCUUACGCUUGGGCACUUGAUGAAAGUUCUGAAGAAAGGGAAAGGGGAAUAACCAUGACAGUGGCUGUGGCAUAUUUUGACACUAAGAAAUAUCAUGUUGUUGUACUUGACUCUCCUGGCCAUAAAGAUUUUAUCCCAAACAUGAUUUCUGGAGCAACACAAGCUGAUGCUGCAAUUCUUGUCAUAGAUGCCUCACUUGGUUCAUUUGAAGCUGGUAUGGAUGGUAGCAAAGGACAAACAAGGGAACAUGCACAACUUAUUAGAAGUUUUGGUGUAGACCAGGUUCUUGUUGCUGUAAAUAAGAUGGAUGUUGUGGCAUACUCCAAAGACCGAUUUGAUUUUAUUAGACAUCAGCUAGGAACUUUUCUCCACUCAUGUGGGUUCAAAGAUUCUUCUCUCUCAUGGAUUCCCUUGAGUGCUAUGGAAAAUCAAAAUUUGGUGGCAUCCCCUUCAGAUGCUCAUUUCAAAAACUGGUAUACUGGACCUUAUCUGUUAGAUGCAAUCGACUCACUACAACCUCCUACAAGAGAAUUCUCAAAACCUUUGCUAAUGCCAAUAUGUGAUGUCAUCAAAUCAACUGCACAAGGGAAUGUGUCUGCUUGUGGUAAACUGGAAGCAGGAGCUCUUCGAAGUGGAACUAAGGUCUUAGUUAUGCCUUCAGAUGUUGUUGGAACAGUACGUACACUGGAGCGUGACUCUAAUGCAUGCUCGGUUGCUAGAGCUGGAGAUAAUGUAGCUGUUACAUUGCAAGGUGUUGAUGGAAGUCAUGUAACGGCAGGAGGCGUAUUAUGCCAUCCUGACUUUCCUGUUGCAGUUGCAAAGCAUUUGGAGUUGAAAUUGCUUGUCUUGGAUGGUGCAAGUCCCAUAUUGGUCGGCGCUCAGUUAGAGUUUCAUAUACAUCAUGCAAAGGAACCUGCUAGAGUUUCAAGAAUAUUGUCAAUACUUGAUCCCAAGACUGGUAAGGUGACCAAAAAGUCCCCUCGUUGUCUCACGUCAAAACAAAGUGCAGUAAUUGAGGUGAUUUUGCAUGAGCCAGUGUGUGUGGUAGAGUUUUCUAGAUGUAAAGCUCUUGGAAGAGUAUCCCUUAGAACAUUAGGAAGAACAAUUGCUGUUGGACUUGUGACAAGAAUAAUCGAAGAACAAGAUUAGUUUUUGUUAUUUCUCCAAAAAGAACAGGCGCAGUAACAUUUGAGAGGUUCCUAGUAUACUUGUAUGUUGUUCCAGUAAACAUCUUUGUAUGCCGUCUAAUUUAAGCUAGAAAAAUUAUGCUGGCACACAAUGGGCGGCUAUGUAACCUUUGUUGAGGUUCUCUGGUCAUGUGAAUUUUGUAAAGAUGGUUAAGUGCGGAGUUUUUUUUCAUUUUUUUUUCUUCAUGUAAAUUUAGGGUGAGAAGAAGGUGCAUCGGUCCAAAUAGGAAAGAUCUCAGAGCUCAACGAAAACUUACAAAUGAACUUACAUUUGCUUCUCUAGUAAAACUUAAAAUCACAACCUACGAACUUAA